Molecule: messenger RNA, 933 nt
Organism: Pyricularia grisea
Lineage: Eukaryota; Fungi; Ascomycota; Sordariomycetes; Magnaporthales; Pyriculariaceae
Exons: 2
Coding region: 1-933 (310 amino acids)
Source: RefSeq, a predicted model, not a curated record
AUGCGACUCGGAUUGGUCGUAAAGACGGCCUCGCCCCCAGGCGCGUUUGCCCGUGACGAAGCGCCCUCAGAGUUAGCGGUGGCAAAGGCGCGACGGACUCGUGAGGUGAAGAGGUCUGGGACGGCCUUGCGAGGUAGGGGCACCGCGGCGCCUGCACCGAACGAUGAGGCCCAGCCAUCGUUAUCGCCUGGAACAAAGACGAAUGUCGAUUCUCGUAAGAGCGAGGGGAAUUCGGCCAGAGUGCCCGCGAGUGAAUCGAAAUAUUCUUUGUACUCGAUGCUACCACCUCCGCCGCUACCGGUUAGCCCACCGGAUCCACCUCCGCCACCUCCACCAGCUCCGUUCCGAGCCAUGACGGCCUGUGAUGAAAAGUUUCCUAAAAGAACAAAGGCCAAAGGUGUCGUGGCCUUGAUAGGUUUCGUGCUUGCGACGGAAUCGUCGGCGCCGUCUUCUUCGCUGCCAUCGUUGUCUGUCUCGUUGGCAUAUGUUGCCAGAAUCUUGCGCAGCGCCUGUAAAGCACGAGGCUGGUCCAGAUUCAGCUCGCCCAGGAUGAUCAUUCGGCCGCGCCUGGGGAGUGUUGAGGAGAUGCUAGACUCCAGUACCGACGCAGCCAAAUCUUGUCGAGAAAGCUGUGGUUGUCGCAACAAGCGUCUUUCCAGCUUUCGCAUCCUUGGGCCCAUCGCGCGCUCACUCCCGACCCCAAGAAAGUCAAUCCAUCCGAAGCCACCCCCUAUGUCCAUCGCCUUCUGGUCCACUGACACCAAGUGUCGCUCGCCUCUUCUCGCAUGGCGGUUGGCCAAUGAAGAAGCCCUGAAAUCGACCGCCAAUGGUGCCACCAAUUCCGCUGCUGCCACUCAGGCCCUUGGCGGUAUGGUCAUCCUCCUCCUCGUAGACACCAUCGAUGAGCACAACCAUCCCUGGGGUAAACCAUGA